CAAUCCUUGCCAAUAGUUUGGGACCUCAGCUUUUGGGGUCCCAAUUGCUACUAAUAGCAUCUUUUUAGCAUAACACAGGCAUCUUAAGUUCAUUGGCAUCUACAUAAUACUAACCUACAGUGGCAGAAAGUUGAAAGUGACUUUGGUGCAAUACAAUUCGUAAGGAUUUCUGUAAGCGACUUCUCAUUUGAUCUCGGACAUGUGCUAUUCCGUCGCAGUGAUGAUGAUCGGAGCUGAACCCGCUUAACAUUAAGGGAUCAUUUAACUCUAGCUCCUUCCACAUUACAAGUCCCUCCUCUCUUUAUAGUUUAUACUCUUCUUAUCCUACUGUUAUACAUCUCAAUCCACAAGCUUUAAAUGAUGUUGUGUUCUAUAAAAAGCCAAACACCAUCUCUUUUUUUCUUAGCCUCCAAGGGGUUAUUUUUUGUCAGCUUCCUCUAGCAGCUACUCCUCAGUCCUCAUCAGUCCCCAAUAUUGUUACCCUCCCUUUCCUCCUAGCCUUGUUCUCUUGGCUUUUGCUUCCACUUUUGUACAUAAACCAUGGGUUCAGCACAAAAGCUAGAACUACACGGGGAUCAGUCAAGAAAUGGGUCUAACAUGCCAUCUUUGAAUAACCCAUGGCCGCGGCCACCUUCGACGGCGGUGCAGCCACUGCGCAUGCCACCUGCACCACCAAUGGCAAUUCCAUUGAUAUCCCUCAAAGAAGAGCCUGAUGAUCAUGGGGAAGACAAACCGCCUAUACCGAUGGCCAGGUCGUCACAGCCGCUGCCCAUGCCAACGUCUUUACAAAUGAGACAGCCGGUAGCUCCACCUACGCCGCCGAAAAGAACUUCCACAAAAGACAGGCACACUAAAGUGGAAGGGCGAGGGAGAAGAAUCAGAAUGCCAGCCACUUGUGCAGCCAGGGUGUUUCAGUUAACCAAAGAGCUCGGCCACAAGUCUGACGGCGAGACCAUCAGAUGGCUCUUGGAGCAUGCGGAGCCAGCCAUCAUUGCCGCCACCGGUACCGGCACCGUUCCUGCCAUUGCCAUGUCAGUUAACGGUACCCUAAAAGUCCCCACCACCUCCCCUGCGGCUGCUGAUAACAGUAACACCGUCAAAAGGAAACGCAAGCGUCCAUCCAAUUACAGUGCUGAUCAGCACGUAAAUAUGCCCACCAACACCGACGACAAUGUUGCCACCAGCAGCGGUAAUACUAGCACCAGCAGCACCCCCACCAUGUCCACAUUUUCCAGUAACAAUCCCUCCAUUUUGGCCCCAUUAAUGGCAAUACAGCCUAGUACUAGUACUACUAAUGCAUUUCCAGCUCUGGUUCAGAACCCGGCGAUUCUACAGGUCCCGUUGGUAGCUGCUAUUCCACUAGUAACAAAUAUUUCGCCAACAUUUUUCAUCCUCCCUCCUCCUCAAGUGCCAUCAUCAUCAUCAACCAACGUUCCUAGUCAUGUUGCAGCGAAUCAGCCUCAAAUUCUGGCGAUUCCCCCGAAUGUGAAUGUGACCCCGUUCAUCAACGUUUCCGCCAGGCCGAUUUCAGCAUUCAUUGCAUCAUCAUCUACAACACCAUCCGAUGCAAAUGCGUUGAAUAUUCAGCAAUUGCCAAGAUUUUUAAAUGUGGUGGGGGGCCCGACAACAAUGGAAAACCUUCGAGUAAAUUCUAGUGCUACGUUGUUGCCUUCUUCUUCUUCAACCUCAUCCGAUAAAUCUCCUAGCACGAGAACACAGGUUUUGAGGGAAUUUUCCUUGGAGAUUCAUGAUAAGCAUGAGCAGCAAAAUUAAUUGAGCAUUGGGGAUUUUUUUUUUUAAAUAUUUUUUUUUUUUGGGGAAUUUGGAUAUUAUAAUUUUUGUUGGGAAGUGGGCACGGAAUUGUACGUCCAAAGAGGCCCAUAAAUUUGGAGCACGUGAGAGGUGGUUGGGAAUCCUGCACGUGUGAAGAGGAUCAUGUAAGGUUAGGCAGGUGUAGGAUGGGGGAGGGGUUUGG
Molecule: messenger RNA, 1975 nt
Organism: Coffea eugenioides
Lineage: Eukaryota; Viridiplantae; Streptophyta; Magnoliopsida; Gentianales; Rubiaceae
Product: transcription factor TCP9-like
Exons: 1
Coding region: 541-1773 (410 amino acids)
Cellular component (GO): nucleus
Molecular function (GO): sequence-specific DNA binding; DNA-binding transcription factor activity
Source: RefSeq, a predicted model, not a curated record